AUGUCAGAGGGUUCAAGUUGUUUGGAAGCGUCAGCUCACAUAAAUAAGUCAGGGCCAGAUUACUUCAGUUACUAUACAUGUCAAGUAAAAGAGUUGCUCUCUCAAGAUGAUGAUUCUCUGCCUUUUUCUAUGGACGUAACUGGAAACACAUUAGGGGAGUCUGAAGGCAAGAAUGUAAUUGAGAAUGGUUCUAAUGGUUUGAUUUUCAGCAACAGCGUAGGAGCUGGGCUUUCAGAUUACAAAAAGGAAAGAUUGAAUGCUCUACUUCGGCAGGCUGUGGCAGCUCUUGCACCUGCGGUUGACCAGAUGAUUGAUAAAGCUUGUGACAAAGAGAUGAUUGAUUCUGUUAUCAAAAUGGAUCGGAUAAAAUCAGAGGUCAGGUGUAAAAGGCUUGCAUCAGAAAAUAUAGUUGCUGAGGGUGGUGCAGAGCAAAAUCCCAGUAAGAAACUCAAGAUAUCUUCCUCCUUCUCCUCAACAAGCAACCCUGCAAAUGCGAGUCCUGCUAGUUCUGGAUCUUUUAGAGAGGGUUCUGCAUCAAAAUGCAUGGAUUCUGGAUGCUUGAAUGUUGCUUUACCCAGAGAAGGAAUAUCCAAUGUUGUUCUGAAUCACUGUGCUCAUUGCAGCAUUGCAGGCACCCCUGCGCAGAAGACUGGUCCUGAAGGGAAGGGUGAUGAUGAUAUGCAGUUCUUACUACAAACUGAUAGCUCAAUGGUAGAGAAGGCAAUCAAGAAAUAUUCAGACGAGCUGAUCACCACAUUAGCCCAUAUGGAGAAGCAGCUUGAAGAACUUCUUGAUGCAGUGGUGUCUACAUGCAGACCCAUGAAAACCAUUGAGAAGCAGGAGCUUCAAGAAUUGAUUAAGAAGCUACCACCGAAAAAUCUCAACCGUGUAGCUGAAAUUGUCCAACGUGGCAAGCCAUUAGGUAUGCAGUCUUCUGAUGAAGUUUUGGUUGAUUUGGAGCAGCAGGAUAAUGUUACCCUUCAGAGGUUAUAUUACUAUGUUGAAGCAGUUGAGAAAACUAGGGAACUCUUAUUGUAG
Messenger RNA from Dovyalis caffra, 1038 nucleotides. Lineage: Eukaryota; Viridiplantae; Streptophyta; Magnoliopsida; Malpighiales; Salicaceae. The record is from the annotation of a GenBank genome assembly.